GGCCAUUUUCUCUCCCUCUCGAAGUUUUCACAGAAUCAGUGAGGAUUCAGUAAUACACCUGUCGUUAAGCCGAAUUAAUAGAUUAAUACGUUUUUUACACCUGUCUAUGGAAGCUCCUGCUUAACAUCAUGUGUUAACGAUUCUUUUGGAUAAUAGGCCUACCAAUAGGACAUAAAAAUGAAAAAGGGAACGUUUUUUUCGGCUCGAAAGAACCAAUCUCUUUUCGACAACAAUAUUAAAAUCAAGGAGAUGGGUAAGUGUUUACUGUCAUAUAUCAAGCAAUUAAAUAAUAAUAGCAAUUGAAUUAUUAUUUUAUCAUGUGAUCAACAUUCUUUCUCUGACGACUGUCCCGAUCUUUGCAAUUGUUAUAGUGACAGAUAAGUGGGUGAAUAAAUGUGUCCUAAAUGUACACAUUCUUGAAUAGGAAUGAAGCUGGUUGGGUAUUAGGGGUGGGGGGCGGGGGGCGGACAAACAGUUGUAAAUUCCACCUAUUCAUACCUGAGACAGUUAAACGUUCAUGACGGUGGAGGUAGAAUGCAAGGUGAAAAGAAAAUUACCCAAUUCCACAUGACACAAAAAUGUGUCAAUUUCCACAUGACACAAAAAUGUGUCUGUUUUAACUAAGUCUGUUGUAAUUGCCGCAGCACUGAAUAAAAUACACGUUUUUUCCUUUCGAUUAUUUUAAAACAUGUCUGUAUCAAAAAUGAUUACAACAUUAUACAUAUUAUUACCAGUAGGUAUGUUACUGAGCUGUUAUAACAGACUGCUCCCUGAUCAAAUACCGUAUCAUUUUGAGCCAGAGUCGUUAUAGUCAAAGGAAAACGCUACUGCCUGUGACCUAAAGGUUUCUUUAUCCAGGACUUGGGGAGUGGGGACUAAUUAAAAAAUAAAUAUGAAUAAACCCCAUAGAGUUCUGAAAACUUUGCUGAACUCUUCAUAGAAAGUUCUCAGAACUAAAAACGGGACAGAUUUACAUAUUUUGCAUUUCCCUGAUUUCUGGGUAUUCUAUUUAAUGAGGCCUCUAACAAUGGAGAGGUGGUUGUGUGGGAAGUGCAAACAUGCCACUGGAUGGGAUAUUUGUAUUUUUAAAUUAUGCAGGUGUUCAAUAGGAAAAUUCAUAUUAUGCCCCAUUGGGAAAUGUAUCUGUAGAUGCCAAAACACUUUAUACACUGGCUGUUGUUUCCAUACUCUGGUAGUUGUUUUGAAGGGCUCUAUAAUGUUUUUGUGAGAGUGUGAUUUGAAGGAGUCAGGCGCAGGAGGUUACAUCACAGAAUACAGAGUUUAUUCCGUAGUACACAGUUACGCUGGAUAGCGUCAACCGUCCAGUGCGCUAAACAGGCGCACUGGAACAAAUACAGGCACACGGGGAAAAUAUACACCGGCAAUACAAAGUACAGGUCGCUCCACCGAGCUACACUCAUCUCACAUGAAACAAUCACCCACAUGGACAAGGGGGCAGAGGGAACACUUAUACAUGUACUAAUGAGGGGAAUAUGAACCAGUUGUGUGUAAUUGACAAGACAAGACAAAUGGAAUAAUGAGAUACAGAGCGGCAGUGGCUAGAAGGCCGGUGACGACGAACACCGAAACCUGCCUGAACAAGGAGGGGAGGCAGCUUCGGAGGAAGUCGUGACAGUUUUGUUCAUAGUCAUAUAAGAUCAGGUAAUGUAAUGCAUGUUAGUCUGAGUCCUCUUUGAAAUAAAAUGAUUGAGACCAGUGUCUCACUGACUACAGUCUCUUUAUGCCAUUUCUCUCAUCAGUUAGUUAUUUGACAGUGACAUGGCUGACUGAGCUGUACAGAAGCACAAUAGUUACUCCACACAAACCCAUUUACCUAUAAUGUGUUGUGUGUAGUUACAUAUAUGUUUUUUCCUUUAUCUAGUAAUGUCAAAGCCUGUUAACUUACAAACAUUAUAGACCAUCUCUGGCAAAGUCACAUUUCACUCGAAAAUCAAUCAGGUGGUGAGUGGCCUAAUGUCCAAAUGAGUGUGUCACACAUCAUCUUUUAUAUAGAUCCAUUCUAUAUGCCUCAAUCCCACCUCUGCCCAAUAACCAUAUCUUGAAUAACCUGAGGUCAGUGUUGAUUAACUGUAAACACUCAUGACCGGAAGACCAAUGGACUGUUGACCCCUGGGAUUGUUAUGAAUGUUGCACCACACUUCUAUGACAUACCUGACAUUCCAUUGGUAAAUAGGGGUUCAUGGAUGAUGUGAGAAGCAUUAUAUUCUGUACUCUAUGGAACUACAUGACAUUUAGGCUUCAGUGUUUGAGCAAUAAGGUGACAACCUCUUCUGUUGAUUAGAAUCAAUCAUUCAACUGCUUUGAAUAGUUGUAAGCUUUACCAAAAUACUAUUUUGCUGUCAACAAGAGAAAUCCAAUUGACAGAGUAAUCAGCAUAGCAUUACAUAAUAGUUUGUCAGCGAUUCUGAGAACUGCAGACAAAAUGCCUUAACUUGUUAUUAUGUACAUGCCUAAUUACUCAACUUUGCAGUCACUAGACUGCAUCUCCUUUCAGAGCUGUGCUGAUCGGCUGAAUGGUAGACUUGUUGGUUUUUAUCUAUACUGUAGACUAAAGUGGUGAGUUGUGUGCUUUUUUUUUCUCAGACAAUGUUGAGCUGAUGUUGGAUUCAUCAGCCAUUCCUGAAUCAGGCACUGCCAAAGUGAGGUCCAGACCCACAGUCAAGCACCACACGGUAAGUUCCAGUAACUCUGCAUGAUGUGUGGAAAUAUCUAUCAAAUCUAUAUUUCAACACUCAAGACAGUGUUGCAUCUUUUGUUGAGACUGAUCAAGCUUUGUCAAGCUUCUAGUUAUUGUUCUCUAACACUUCAAGAUGAUCAUCACAUGGAAUUUGUUUCCGGGCUUGUCUUCUUGCAAAUUCUUGCGAAUGCAGUAGGCCCCAUAUUACUUCUCUACAUUUGCAUAACUGUCUGCUAAAUUGUGAAUUAUUUCUCAACAAGGCAUUUGUAGUGCCUGAAAUAGAAUCUGCAUUGCCUCAUGAAGGGUGUUCCUGUAAUCACUAAUCUCUGUGUGACCACUGCAGAGUCAGACCCAUUAAUCACUUACACCCUGUCACAAUGAAAGCAUACUUUUCUAACUGGCAGGUUUCACUUGCACAGGCUAUUCACAUGUAUAAGAGAGGGAGUAAACCAACUGUAUUUGCAGGUAGGCCAUCCAUGUGACGAGGAUGCAUGUCAAUUUGUUUGGGUGUUGACCCAGUCCUCUCAAGUAAUUUCUGUAGAGAGUUUGUCCUCAGAAAUUCAAACCCUAUUUACUUAGACAUUCUCAUGGGGACACAGUUACUAUAAGAAUGUCACCUUUGGUUUACACAAUAUUGGGUAUUUUACAGUCUGGGACCUGGCAUAUGGCACCUAGCUCAUUUGCCAUCUAUUCAAGAUGGUGUCCCUGUAGUUGAUCCAGAAAAGACCAGCCGUAUCUGAAUUUUUUACGAGUUGUAUUAGGUUGUUAUUUUGUUGUAGGUAUGAAAGCCUACCUCAGAAAGGGGAAUGUCCUAUGUGACUGCUCCUCUGGCAUGUGUUAGAUGUGCCACACCCAGCAGCACAGUUGUUUAACUGCUCUGACUGACUGCUUUGACUUUCACCAGUGAGUCAUGGAAAGUAAGAAGAAAUUAAGCCGGAUCAGAAACCGCAUUUAAUGGCGCACCCUUCGCUUCUUAUAAAAUGUUUCUGCCGUUGCAAGGAGCUGCCUGUCCCUAUGAAGUCUGCAUUAAUUACAUAUUUAAGGCAUUAAAUAAGGCAGGCAUUUGGCUCACAUUAGCUGUUUUGAAGAUACAGUGUAACGGAGGGUUCUUGAGAAAGGACCACACCUGAACCUUUUCCACGAAUUACGUAAUAUUCCCACUGCUGAAUGCAAGUUAUUUAUGUGUCCAAUGCAUUUUGGGUAUUGCGUGUACCAUGUGAAAGUUAUUUAUAAACAAACCAAGUGAUGGUGGCCUGACCAUCAGACCAAGGGCAGUAACUUCAUUACAGUUUAUAGUUACAGGGGUGAACCUGACUUUGAAUUGUUUUGCUAUAUUGGAGGCCCUCAGGCCCAGUAUUGGGUAAUUACACUGGUCAAGGUGUGGUUAGGUCCUUAGGAGUGACUUCCAGUCCCUACUGUAUGUAGGGUGAUUCUGACCACAGUCUAUCAGCUUUAGAAGGGCAUAUCUCUGUUCUGUCUAUAGGGCUUGUGUUGUGUCAAAACAGUCUGUGUUUAUUUCUAGAGGUGUUUAGGCUGUGAUGAGAACAGUCAGUCACACAAGCAGGCAGCAACAUGACGGCACAACCCUUUUUCUCAGAGGUAGUCAUACCCAAUUAAUGUUUGCUUAUGUGAAGAGAUGGGAGUGUUGCAUGUGCUUUGCCCACACUACGCCCUGUCUGUGGAUGAGGUGGCAGCAAUGUUCUGAAAAGGGCCCAAAACUGGGCCAGUAAGCUGCAGCUGGAAAGGGGUUAGAUACAGUAUACCAAUGGAGGACAUUAUUGUUGAAUCAUUACAGGUGGGGGUGCUCAGUGGCCAUUUUUUAUUUUACCUUUAUUUAACUGGGCAAGUCAGUUAAGAACAAAAUCUUAUUUUCAAUGACGGCCUACCCCGGACGACGCUGGGCCAAUUGUGCCCCGCCCUAUGGGACUCCCAAUCACAGCCGGAUUGUGACACAGCCUGGAAUCAAACCAGGGUCUGUAGUGACGCCUCUAGCACUGAGAUGCAGUGCCUUAGACCGCUGUGCCACUUGGGAGCCCAUUGAGACUAUGUAAGAGAUCCUGUAGCCUCAAUCUGCACAAGGAGGCUUUGCCAUUAUAGAAAAUGACUCCAUUUGCUGGGAAGACCAGACUAUGAUUAGAGUAAAAUGAAUUUUGUAUGAAAAGCCCUUCCGAUUAAAUGUGCCUGGCCUUCCUCUGUCUUUGGCAAUUGACACCACUUGCGUACCCGUUUGUUUCCUGAGUGUUAGAUUUACAUUUAGUUGAGUUGUCAACUAACGUGAAUUCAAUGUGAAAUCAACCAAAGAUUUCACCCUGUCAUUGGACUUAGGUUAAAAGUUGGGUGAAAGAAAGACUAAAUUCCUUUACGUUGAUGACUUUUUGCAAAUCCAAUCAGUUUUCCACGUUGAUUCAACGUCAUCACAUUGAAUUGUUGGGUUGAAAUGACGUGGAAACAACGUUGAUUCAACCAGUUUUUGCCCAGUGGGCUAUCUCUGCUCUCCAAUCCAUUCCUUUCCUUUCACACUGUUCCACUUACAAUCUCAACAGUGGAUCUCUAGCCUGACACCAGGGUGUAACGUCAACAGUCUGAUGUCUUUUGUCCUUAUUUCCCACAGUCCUCCUCUGAUGUUGUACAAGGGUUUAAUGUCCCAACGCCCAAAGUUCCUGUCCUCCCCCCUUUCAACAGACCAAAGAUCAACAGGGCAGGUGAGGGUCUCUGCCCUGUGUAUAGCAGACUUAAGCUGUGUAGCUAAAUAAUUUAAGCUCCUGUGAAUUUAAGCCUAUGUGCUGGUUUUAGACAGAUCCAGUUGAUCACAGUUCAGUACAAAUUCAAAGCAACUCUGUUUUCAUAAAGGGCUGAAAUAUAGAGAAGCAGGUAAAUGUUUGUCUAAGGUCUUGCACUAUAACACUUUAGAAAGCAUCCAAGCAGCCAUUCACAAACAUGUUUGCAGAGCGGGAGGGUACAGAUCAAAUGUAAUUUAAUCAGUUUCACCAUAAAUCAGGCCAACCAGAACUAAAAGUUAAAUAAUUUACUUUGACGAUAAGUUAUAUCAAUAACAAAACACACUGAACAAAAAUAUGAACGUAACAUGUAAAGUGUUGGUCCUAUGUUUCAUGAGCUGAAAUAAAAAAUCCCAUAAAUGUUCCAUACGCACAAAAAGCUUAUUUCUCUCAAAGUUUGUGCACAAAGAGGAGUCUUUCUGUCUGUAAUAAAGCCCUUUUGUUGGGAAAAACUAAUUCUGAUUGGCUGGGCCUGGCAUAUGCCCUUCCAGGCCUUAUCCAUAGAUUAGGGCCUAAUUAAUUAAUUUUAAUUGACCGAUUUCCUUAUAUGAACUGUAACUCAGUAAAAUCUUUGAAAUGGUUGCGUUUAUAUUUUUGUUGAGUAUACUUUCUUGUGUCUCUGAUGGUUGUUCUCUCUUUAUAGUAAAUGGCGAUCGGUUGUCCAAUGGAUCGGCUAUAUCUGUACCUGAUUUGGUGGAGGGGGAGAUAUUUAUUCCACCUCCACCUUCGAUGGCACCCCCACCCCCUCCACCCAUAUUCAUCCCUCCCCCACCAGAUUUCUUGGGUGACCUUGGUGACCUGGACUCCAUUCAGCAUCCCUCUAUGCCCCCUCCAAAACCCCCAUCAAAACCACCAUCAGUUGCCCCCUCUGAAGAGGACAAGGAGGUUUUCACCUCCAUGAAACCUCCACCUAUGCCCCCCCCGAAACCCCUGUCAACUUCCUCCAGUGCUUCUAGUUCCUCUUUGUCCAUUUCUACACCACCACCAACCACUUUCCCUGAUAUCACAGAGCCCCCAAAGUUUGCCCCUCCACAGCCCCCUACAGACAUGAGGCAAGCUGCUCUGAAAGCCCUGAAGACACCGCCUACAAAGCCAAUGAGGCUGUCCUCCAUCCCCAUCAUGUAUGAACCCCCCCAGGUUCCAGCCCCAGAUCCCCCUAUACAGACCCCUACACCCUCCAGCUUCAACCCCCAGAACACAGCUAAGCUCUACAGUGUUCCUAAGACCGGAAUUCUAGGUAGGCAGGUGGAAGGUGAAAAUAGGCACAAGCAGAUCCUACUCCUGCAUGACCCUGGGUCUACUGACUCCGUCCCUGUCCAGGUCAAUGGGACAGCCCCCUCUGUGGCACCGCCAGCUAAGCCAGCCCGGAGAAACAGCUUGGGUAUGCAGCUGGAGCAAGACCUGCAGGAGUUAAAGGAUAACUUGCAAGUCACCCUUCAAGGCCAACCCACCCCACCUGAGACUUGGGAGGAAGUGAAAGUGGAGCCUUUGCCUUUAUCAGCACAGCAGGCUAUCAACAAACCUGCCGAAACACCAGCUAAAGCCUCACCCAAGCUUCAGGAGGCUGCAAUCCCCCCUAAAAUGUCACCCAAGCUUCAGAAGGUGGUCACUGCCCCUGUAACCACAGAGGCUAGCCAGGUCAAACACGAAGCGUCUCCAGGCCGGAGUCACAAGUUCAGUCCUAUGCUGGACCGUAAACUACGCAACCUAAAGGCCAGUGCGGUCACUGGGACGAGGGAGGGUCCUGCCACUUCCCCCCUGGCUCUUCUCAUGGCAGCUAAAGAGCGAGAGAAGCACAGGUCUACUUUGUCCCGCGAAAACAGCACAAAGAGUAAUGAGCCAUCCGUCUGCAUCCAGCACAGCGAAUCCAAUCCCAAUUCGUUCACCGUCAUCCCCAGCUCCACAUUCACUUCUGUGAACUCACAACAUAAUCCACAGUCUGUGGUCCCAGUGAAGCCCCCAGUGGUGAUCCAGACUCCAGCAAAACCCCAGAUCAUUGAGUCAGUGUUGGAAAAGAGGCCAAUUGCAAAUCCAGUAUUUCAGGGGCUCCUGGCCGUGGAGAAGCAAAGUGGAGAGCAGAGGAUUCCUUCACCCACUAGCCUUGUCAGGGAUGUAGAGAACAGGGAGGACCUAUGCAUGCCAUUACUCCCUCCCCCUCCCGAAUUCAAUGACCAUGAUGAUGUCAUGGAGUCUCCCCCCAGCUCACCUCCACCUGACCCUCCCCUGAAGAAGGUCCUUGCCCCCACUCCCACCCCUGUCCUUCCAGUCCUGCCCUCCAAUGCUGGCCCUAUCGUUCCUGUCAAAACUCCCUCCCCUGCGCCCCCCCCUCCUCCUCCUCCAAAACCCAAACCUCCAAGCCCUCCCAAACUCCUGCCUCCUGUCAUGGAGGUCAAACCCAAGCUACCUGUUCAGACCACACCCAAGUCACCUCCCACCCAGGCACCCUCCUCCCUCUCAGCCAGCCAGGCCACACUCCUGAGCAUCCUGCAGAAGAAGAUGCUAGAGAUGGACCACAAAAUGGACAACAAAAUGAUGGCCAUGAAGACAGACUCUGAUGACUGGGGUUCUUCCUUGUCUGAGGAGACCAAGGUCCCUGUUGUCCCCAGAGUCAACGCGAAGACCCCUGUUAUCACAGCGAAAAGCAAGAAUGCCGCCCUGUCAGCCAAAACACAAGGCCUGGACAUGAAGGAGCUGGAGACUAAAAUGGCCAUGAAUUCUCAGGGUUUGUCAGCUCCAUCAAAAGUACCCAUCAGGUAG
Messenger RNA from Coregonus sp. 'balchen', 8232 nucleotides. Lineage: Eukaryota; Metazoa; Chordata; Actinopteri; Salmoniformes; Salmonidae. The record is from the annotation of a GenBank genome assembly.